AUGGGCGUUUGUAGCUCCAAACCCUCCACGAAAACUGAAUUUUCCGGUGAUCUGGACACGAAUAUUCCGGUGAAAGACGGUGGUGAUGGAGCGUCAAGGGAAACGAUUAGCAAGAAAGAUGAAAUUGAGGUAGGGAAGAAAACUCCAUUGUUCCCUUUUUACAGUCCAAGUCCAGCUCACUAUCUCUUUUCAAAGAAAUCAUCUCCGGCGCCGAAUGCCAGCUCUAAUUCUACACCCAGAAGGUUUUUCAAGCGGCCGUUUCCGCCACCGUCUCCGGCGAAACACAUUAAGGCGUUGGCACGGCGGCAUGGCUCCGUCAAGCCAAACGCGGUGGCGAUACCGGAGGCGAACGAUGUAGAAAGAAAUACGGGAUUGGAUAAAAGUUUCGGGUUUUCGAAGCAUUUUGGGAACAAAUACGAGCUUGGCGAAGAAGUAGGAAGAGGGCAUUUUGGGCAUACUUGUAAAGCUAAGUUCAAGAAAGGGGAAUUCAAGGGUCAAGAAGUUGCAGUCAAAGUUAUUCCAAAGUCAAAGAUGACAACCGCCAUAGCAAUUGAGGAUGUGAGAAGGGAGGUCAAGAUAUUAAGAGCUUUAACGGGACAUAACAACUUGGUGAAGUUUUACGAUGCAUACGAAGACCAUGAUAACGUCUAUGUUGUAAUGGAGUUAUGUGAAGGAGGGGAACUCUUGGAUAGAAUACUUUCGAGGGGCGGGAAAUACACUGAAGACGAUGCUAAAGUUGUGUUGAUACAAAUACUGAAUGUCGUUGCAUUUUGUCAUCUUCAAGGUGUGGUGCACCGCGACUUGAAGCCGGAGAAUUUCUUAUUUACAUCCAAGGAUGAAAACUCACAACUAAAGGCCAUAGAUUUUGGCUUGUCGGAUUUUGUGAAGCCAGACGAAAGGCUUAAUGACAUUGUCGGAAGUGCAUACUAUGUGGCACCCGAAGUUCUACAUAGGUCAUAUAGUACCGAGGCCGAUGUAUGGAGUAUUGGUGUUAUAGCAUAUAUUCUUUUGUGCGGAAGCCGGCCUUUUUGGGCACGAACUGAAUCCGGGAUCUUUCGAGCUGUUUUAAAAGCUCAUCCAAGUUUCGAUGAAGUACCGUGGCCUACAUUAUCCUCCGAGGCCAAAGAUUUUGUCAAACGUUUAUUAAACAAGGAUCCUAGGAAAAGAAUGACGGCUGCUCAAGCGUUGGGUCAUCCAUGGAUUCAAAAUAGUAAUGAAGUGAAAGUGCCACUUGAUGUCUCGAUACUGAGACACAUGAAGGGGUAUAUGCGUUCAUCGGCUCUUCGUAAAGCUGCUCUACGGGCGUUAGUGAAGACAUUGACUACAGACGAGUUGUUUUAUCUAAAGGAACAAUUUUCUUUGUUAGAACCAACCAAAAACGGAUCCAUAAGCAUGGAGAAUAUCAAAGUGGCUUUGAUGAAGCAUUCUACAGAUGCCAUGAAAGAAUCACGUGUCCAUGAUUUCCUAAAUUCGCUUAAUGCACUUCAGUACAGAAGAAUGGAGUUUGAUGAGUUUUGUGCAGCUGCCAUAAGUGUCCAUCAGCUCGAAGCUCUUGAUAGAUGGGAGCAACAUGCACGUUGUGCGUAUGAACUAUUUGAUAAAGACGGAAAUAGGCCCAUCAUGAUUGAAGAACUAGCUUCUGAACUUGGCCUCGGCCCAUCGGUUUCGGUUCAUUCAGUAUUGCAUGAUUGGAUUAGGCACACCGAUGGAAAGCUGAGUUUCCUCGGGUUUGUGAAAUUGUUGCAUGGUGUAUCGAGUCGGACCCUUGCCAAAGCCCGUUAGCGAACCAUCAAACAAAUUGCCGGACGGACCGGGCAGUUAAAACUGCUGCAUGUUUGUGUGAAGGAGAAGAUCCCAUUGGUGUUUCUUCCCACUGUAAAUCUGUAAAAUUUAGUACUUUGUGUUUGGAUUUGCAGGUGAGAGAAGUAAAAAUUUGUGUUAUUUAUAGCUGAUUUUGUGACAGAUUGAGCAAGAAAGAAGAUGUAUGCAAUUGGCAUCAAAUGUUUCAUGUUCCAAUACAAACAUUCUGGUUUUUGAAUUUCAUUUCAAAUGUGGGAUUUGAAUU
Molecule: messenger RNA, 2065 nt
Organism: Cynara cardunculus var. scolymus (artichoke)
Lineage: Eukaryota; Viridiplantae; Streptophyta; Magnoliopsida; Asterales; Asteraceae
Product: CDPK-related protein kinase-like
Exons: 11
Coding region: 1-1782 (593 amino acids)
Biological process (GO): peptidyl-serine phosphorylation; intracellular signal transduction; protein autophosphorylation
Cellular component (GO): cytoplasm; nucleus
Molecular function (GO): ATP binding; calcium/calmodulin-dependent protein kinase activity; calcium-dependent protein serine/threonine kinase activity
Source: RefSeq, a predicted model, not a curated record